GGGAUAUGGAGACGCUGGAUAUCGGCUGUAGAUUUAGGUCUUCGGUUGGACCACAACCUCCACUCAUACACCCCACGCCUAAUAUACAAUAACCAGGUGGUGGCAGGUGGUUAAUUUGAUUCUCGUGUACAACCAUAUGGGUUCCAUGUGGAUUUGUUUAAUAUUAUUUUACCUACUACUGAUUAUAAUUAUUCACACAUAACUUAUAUGUAGGACGGCAUUUUGUUGAUUUGUUGUUAGCAGUUGUAAAAAUAGAAAGUGUUCAACCAGCUAGUUGGUCUAUUUCAGAAAUUAUGCACGCGCGAGACGCGGAACCAAACACCUGAAUAAUGUUCAUCGGGGAAUAUUUCUGGUGUUGCACUGUUGUCGGUCGUACAUGCCCAAGUUGUCUUCUGAAUAAAUACAAUUAACUGUUCACCAUUAUAACCUUGCUGAGCGUGAUCCACUGUAGGAUGGCAGACGGUCCUGAAACGCCACCGAACUAUGAGGAGCAGUUCGCCCAUCGGUUUUCUCUCCAGGACCCGGAGUACCAGCAGUAUGUGAGUCGCCCCGCCAACCCCCCACCAUUGGUGGAGGACUGGAGAGGACGCGGAGGCGGACACAACCGGGGCGGCAGAUACCAGGACCGCGGCGGAUACCGGGACCGGGGCAGGGGUUGGGGUGGGGAUAGGGGUGGGGGCAGGGACCGGAGCUGGGGACGGGACCGAGACGGGGACCGAGACAGGAGCUGGGGACGGGACCGAGGUGGGCAGCAGUGGCCAGACAGGGACAGGGGUUAUGGUCAGGGACGGGGUGGUCAUCAGUCUGGAGGAAACUCCUGCCACCAGAGGCCAUCUAAUUACGACCGCUACUGACCUCCCCUUGACUGUGGUACUGACCACAUACACUGUGCACGUACACACACACACACACACACACACACUUGCGCACUGUGGCCAUAUCAGGUCAGUCAUAUCUGUGACAUUGUAUUGAUCACUGAUGACGUGCUCUAUUUCCGCACGGAGCGUGAUUACAACCGUCUGAUUAUAUCAGCCAGCAGUGUGGACACGGAAACAGACAUAAGCAGUGUCCCAGAUAGCACCCUAUGACCUAUAACCCCCCCCCCCCCCC
Molecule: messenger RNA, 1110 nt
Organism: Esox lucius (northern pike)
Lineage: Eukaryota; Metazoa; Chordata; Actinopteri; Esociformes; Esocidae
Gene: ramac
Product: RNA guanine-7 methyltransferase activating subunit
Exons: 3
Coding region: 453-854 (133 amino acids)
Biological process (GO): RNA 5'-cap (guanine-N7)-methylation
Molecular function (GO): RNA binding
Source: RefSeq, a predicted model, not a curated record